AUGUCCGAAAAGGAAGCAAGGAGCCUACGACCACGCACCAAGGGCCCGCCUGCGCCCGCAGCCAGCAUGGACACCCCUACCCCCUCGUCCGGUAAGACUACGUCCGGCGAGACAAAUACGUGGAGCAAGGGCACCAGUGGCAACCCGAAUACUACCGGUGGAAACGAGUCGGUACACUCGGAAACGUUAGAUGCCACGGUAGUAAAUCGUAGUAGGUCAGGUACGCUAGUGAAUAAAGACGCCGAUGCGCCGCCGUCGCCGUCGCGGGCGCCGUCUAAUCGCGAUUCACAUAAAAGUCGCAAAUCGGUUAGGGAACGCGAUAAACAAUUGGCCGUGCUAAUGGCCGAGCUCGAGGUUCAUAAAGCCCGUCUGGUCGUUGCUAAGACAGAGUCCGAAACUGCAAAUUUACGGCUGCAGGUUGCGCAACUGAAGGCGCAGUCUGUCGGCAGCAGUGACGCGACCGUCGAAGAACGUACUAGAAGUUGGGUAGAACGACAAGCGAGGUUACAGCACGAGAUCGCACAGGAAAACGUUAAAAUCCCGCCGCCGAAACAGACCGCGCCACCGCCGCCGCGGGCAGCCGUCGAACGUACUAGCAAACCAACCCCGCGCACUUUAGAGGUACCGCACGGUACCUACGCGCCAAUGUACCAUAAACCGCCGGAAUUACCUGCAUUCGGCGGAGAUAUCUCCGAAUGGAUAUCAUUUAGGGCAGAGUUCGAAGAUACGUCGCCCAUGUUUAGUGCCGUCAAUAACGUCAGUCGGAUUAGGCGCGCACUUAAGGGCGAAGCUCGGACGGCCGUAAAAUCAAUAAUGUACACGGUUCAGGAUCCGUACGAGAUAAUGGACGCGUUGGAACGGCAGUUCGGCGACCCUGAGGAGAUUGUUCUUACGGAAAUUCAUAACGUUAAACGCAUGCCGCGUUUAUCCGAAGACAAUUCGAAUAUAACCUCAUUCGCCGCGCAUGUAGCGAAUGCCGUCGCCACCAUUAGAUCCUUGCGUCAAGAGAAAUACUUGCACGCGCCUGAGCUCGUGAAUAAAAUCGUGGAUAAAUUGAAUCUGAUAGUGCGCUAUGAAUGGGCCAAAUACAGGCAGUCUAACGUAGAAUCACCCGGGUUAGUAGCAAUUUCCGAGUUUCUAAACGAAAUUAGCACUGCGGCCAAGCGCAUAAACCGACUUAAGCCGUCCAACCGAUCACGGAAUGCAGUGAACGCGGUUUCCUCUGCGCGCGAACCCGAAAGAUCGAGCCAAGCUCUCUCUAGAUCUCGCGACCCCGCGUUCUACCGUGAUACGUAUGAUAGUUCGCGAAAUGAACGAAAUGCGGUUUCCUCUGUGCGCGAGCCCAGACGAUCGAGCCACGCUCUCGCUGGCCCCCGCGCCCCCGCGUCCCUUCGCGACUAUAGUUCGGAAUCGGAAUCAGAUUACCACGAGUCAUACACACGUGAUACGGGAAAUAGAUCGCGUUCUAAUAAAUCGACCGUAGCUCAAGUAAAGCACCGCGAUGGCAAUUUAAAGAAAAAGCCAGCGUCCACCGGAGCUAAGCCCAAGCGACAGAUAUCGUCUGUCUCUUUCUCGCGCGAAGCGUGCGCCAUAUGCAACAACGGCAAAGAACACGAAGUUAAGGAGUGUUCGAAAUUUCUAGCCGCGACUGUAUCUGAGCGCUGGGACUUGGCAAAGGGAGCUAAAUUGUGCUUUAGGUGUCUAGGCGCGAAUCACCGUAAAUUUUUUGGAUGUAAAUAUGUCGCGUGUGGCAUGAAUCAGUGCGAAGCCGGGCAUAAUAGGCUAUUACACGGUUUAAGCGCGGCCGGGUCCGCGAACGGUAAUAGUGCGCCGGCAGCUCGCAAAGCAAUACUCAAUGUUAAACUGCCGCAGACGUAUCUCAAAAUCAUGCCAGUAGAGGUAUCGGGACCGUUAGGUACCGUCCAAACCCUCGCGCUACUCGAUGAGGGCGCGGCAAUGACGUUGAUGUUACAUGAAACUGCGGAUAGAAUCGCACCUCGUGUGCGCGGUGAAACAUUAGAGAUAGAAGGCAUAGGCGGUGUAGUACGGGACCCAGAUUCGUAUGCGUUACGAGUCGCAAUACGGGGUUUUUGUAGCCGACAUAUGGAAUUAAUGGAGACUUACACGGUUUGCGAUAUAGGUUUAGGAGCGCAGGGCGUACCGCGAGACUUGGUAGAUAAAUGCGAUCAUUUAUCUAAAAUCGCGGACGAAUUAAGUUACCCCCCCGCAGUACCUACUAUCGUGAUAGGCCAAGAUAACUGGCAUCUCAUCAUUAGUCGGCAAAUUAUAGACGGUCCGCCCAACCUCCCAGUCGCGAGUUUAACCAGGCUAGGAUGGGUUUUGCAUGGACCAGACCGUACGCGUCGCGCCGCGGUACAAUUUGUUGGGCACGCAAGGCCUAAUACCGCGGAUGACGAGGCCUUACAAUUGAUGAAACGGCAUUUUGAUAUAGAGUCAUUAGGCGUUUCGCAAAAAUUACCUCGGGCCGAUCCCGACCAACGUGCGCUAGAUUUGUUAGAAGCCACCUGCGAAAAGAUACCGGGGGAGCAAAGGUAUCGCUCGGGCUUACUUUGGCGGUCAGAUGACGAGAAACUCCCCGAUAACCGAGAGCAAGCAUUGAAACGGCUGUACAGUCUAGAACGAAAGCUAGACCGCGAUGCGAAACUUAAGGCCGAAUAUGCGAAGCAUAUGAACAACUUGCUCGACAAAGGUUACGCGGAGAAAAUGGACUCGCGACCGCCCCCCGAGGCACCCCGGACUUGGUAUCUAGCCCACUUCCCAACUUUCCACCCGCAACGCGGGAAAAUGCGAUUAGUUUGGGACGCGGCCGCCACAGCUUACGGACGUUCGCUCAAUAGCGCGCUGUUGGCUGGCCCCGACCUGUUAGAAUCACUUUUCGGCGUGCUAGUGCGUUUCCGCGAGGGUAAAAUCGCGGUAAUAGCGGACGUCAAAGAGAUGUUUUUACAGAUCGAAAUAAUUGAGCAAGACCGCGAUGCGUUACGUUUCGUUUGGAGGGGAGAGGACCGUACCUCCCAACCGCAAGAAUAUAGGAUGAAGCGGCUAAUAUUUGGUUCGGCAGCGUCGCCGACAACCGCGCUAUACGUCAAAAACGAAAACGCAAAAUCGCAUAGUAAAGAAUUUCCGAUCGCAGCGGAAAAAACGAUAAAGAAUACGUACAUGGACGACAUGUUGAUCGCCCUCGAUACGUCUGAAGAGGACGCGAGACGCGUAGUAAACGAAGUUUACGAGCUAAAUAUGCGCGCGUCAUUCGAACUUCGCGGGUUCGCAUCGAACCAUCCUGCGGUAAUUGCUGACGUAGUUAAUAGCAAUCAGGAAACGUCGCUGUUAGGCGCGAACGAGAGCGAGCGUACCUUAGGUUUGAAAUGGAAUCACAAACGUGACACCUUAGGUUUUAACGUAAACUUUCGUAAUACGCCCGAAGACGUACUUAACGGUCAGAAAUUACCUACGAAACGACAGGUAACAAGUAGCGCGAUGUCGAUAUUUGAUCCGAUCGGUUAUGUGAGCCCCAUAUCCGUCUUAGGUAAGGCGUUAAUGCAAGAGAUAUGGAGGACAGGAAUCGAUUGGGACUCGCCUAUACCCGUCUCACUCGCACCCGCGUGGCGAUCGUUCAUUGAUAACGUACAACAAUUACGAGACUUGGAAAUUCCGCGACACGUGCCCGCAUUUAAUAGGGAGGCAUAUAUGCAUGUUUUUUGCGACGCGAGCGAAAAAAUAUAUGCCGCGGCCGUGUAUUUAGUUAGCAUCAACCCCGAGGGGACUAGAACCUCCGCGUUAGUGGCCGCUAAGGCCCGCGUUUCGCCUCUCCGGGUAGUUAGCAUUCCGAGAAUGGAAUUACAGAGCUGCGUACUAGCUACUAGAUUAGCGGAAACCAUCGUCAAGGAGUCAGAUUACGUAAUAAAGGAAAGGUUUUUUUGGUCUGACUCUAAAACGGCGCUCACGUGGAUACGUGCGGACCCACGUAGGUAUAAAACGUUCGUAGCACAUAGGUUAGCAGAAAUCGAGAACACUACCACCCCCGCCAACUGGCGCUGGGUGCCUAGUGCGGCUAACGUGGCGGACGACGCGACCCGCGGAAUACCUGCGCAAUUUGGAGUGAACCACCGAUGGUUCGUAGGGCCCGAUUUUAUACGUAAAUCUAGUGAGCAUUGGCCGAUCGAAAAAGUGCCUACGCCCGUUGCCGAUACGGGCGAGGAACGCGUCAAUAAACUUGUAUGUUCGGUAGGCGUUGCGGAGAAUAGGUUUGAGUACCUGCCGGAGGUCUGUAGGUUCUCAAAAUUCGUGCGAUUAGUUCGCGCCACCGCUAGUAUUCUAGUUGCCGCCGAGGUUUUCAAAGCCGCAUUGUUCGCUAAGAAAACAGAUACAGAGAUUAACAAGGGGCAUGUAGAUUUAGCCGAGAUGUUGCUAAUCCGAAGGAGCCAACAUGCUGCAUUUCCGGAAGAAAUGAAGCUUCUGGAAGCUGGGCGGCCACUCCUGAAGAAAUCUCCGCUAUACAAAAUCGCUGUACAACUUGACAAAAACGGAAUCAUCGUACUGAACACGAGAAUCGAUAAAAACACGCACAUGCCUGUUUUACAUGCGAAAGAAGAUUUCGUCAAGUUGUUGAUACAGCAUUUUCAUGCACUCUACAAUCACGGCAACCACGCGACCGUCAUCAACGAGUUGAAACAAAGGUACUACAUUAUCGGGCUGCGCGGUAGCAUUCGCUACAUAACGAAUAAAUGCCAAUGGUGCAGAACCUAUAGGGGAAUGCCAAUCAAAGUUCCCAUAGGUGACUUGCCGCCAGAAAGGCUAAAAGCGAAUCAGCCGCCGUUUACCGCUGCAGCCGUAGACCUGUUUGGCCCCAUGCAGAUAACUAUAGGCCGCCGCCGCGAGAAAAGGUGGGGUGUACUAUACACAUGCCUCACGACUCGCGCUGUACAUCUGGAGCUUGCCGCCUCACUUUCGGCAUCCUCCAUGAUACUGUCGCUACGCCGAAUGAUAGCGCGACGCGGCACGCCUACAGUUCUCUAUUCAGACAACGCCACCAACUUCUGCGGCGCUGAAAGAGAACUGGCAGAGGCCAAAAACACGCUGCCCGACAGUCUCAAGCCCUUCUUGACUGAGCGAGCCAUAAAAUGGAAAAAAAUUCCACCCGGCAACCCCUCCGCUGGCGGUGCCUGGGAACGGCUCGUAGGCAGCGUUAAAACGGCAUUAAAAGUAGUACUGAAAGAAAGAGCACCCCACGAAGAGGUUCUACAUACUUUACUGCUAGAAUCAGAGCACAUAGUCAAUUCCAGACCGCUGACACCAGUGAAUCCAGAUUUAGACAUCGAAGCCUUGACGCCGAACCACUUUUUAAUCGGUCGAUCAAGUGCUAUGUCGCCACUGGGUGUCUUCACAGACGCAACUAUGUCGCUCUCCUCGUGGAGAACAGCGCAAACGCUAGCCGACCAAUUUUGGAGGCGCUGGCAGCGGGAAUACCGACCCAGCCUCCUCCCCAGGCCCGGUGCUCAUCAAAACGUGAAGAGACUGCAUGAAGGUGACAUAGUCAUUAUUGCGGAUAGCUCCAUGCCACGAGGAACGUGGCCCAGAGGCGUAAUCGCCCAGCUAUUUCCUGGCCCAGAUGGUCAUGUGAGAGUGGCCAUUGUUCGCACACGCGCAGGUGACGUCCGCCGCCCAGUUUCCAGACUCAUCCUCAUUUACUCCGCGCAUGAAGACGGUGUUAACACACGUGGGGGAGACUGUCGUAAAUAG
This is a messenger RNA of Cydia fagiglandana, 5757 nucleotides long. RefSeq lists its product as uncharacterized. Lineage: Eukaryota; Metazoa; Arthropoda; Insecta; Lepidoptera; Tortricidae. The coding region runs from base 1 to 5757 and encodes 1918 amino acids. Gene Ontology annotation, molecular function: nucleic acid binding. Gene Ontology annotation, biological process: DNA integration. The transcript has a single exon. The record is from RefSeq and is a predicted model, not a curated record.